Molecule: messenger RNA, 879 nt
Organism: Gekko japonicus
Lineage: Eukaryota; Metazoa; Chordata; Lepidosauria; Squamata; Gekkonidae
Product: sushi domain-containing protein 6-like
Exons: 4
Coding region: 1-879 (292 amino acids)
Source: RefSeq, a predicted model, not a curated record
AUGCGCUGCCUGGGGGUGCCGCUGAUGCUUGUGGGCCUGUGUGCCGCCCAGUUUCUCCCCAUGGAAAAAGGGUGUGAGGAGCCUGACAUACCGCCCCACAGCGCCUACCUGUGCCAGCCCCCCUUGUGCCAGGGGCCCUGGGAAAACGGCACCUUUGAAGCCGGUGCCAUGCUGGAGUACUUCUGCCAAUGGGGUUACGUCCUCGCCAGCCUACCCAGCCUGGCCAUCUGCCACAGAGGGGAGUGGCGCGUGAUUCAGGAUGUCCUUUGCAAGCCACAAGGAACCCCCGUGGCCCCGCGCAGCAGUUCCCUCACUCUCGUCAACUCCAUCCCGCUGAUGGCCGGCACCUUGGUCCUCCUCUCGGCCGUCAUCCUGGCCCUCACGCUCUGCUUUCUAGUCGUCAGGUCCGUGCCCUCCCCUUGCGGCGGCACCAGCCAGGCGUACGAAACCUUGGAAGACCGGGGCUUCGUGGUGGAGGGCGUGGACGGGCCAGGCACGAGUCCCACGGAGGACACCACACUGUCCCUCCCUUCCUACGAAGAGGCCGUCUACGGUCACACCGGCGCCCCCGUGCCAGCCGCCAGCCGGGGCCCGAUCCCUCUCAUCCUUUUGGCCCAGCCGGAACGUUCGGGCAGCAGUCGUGGGCCGGGGGGGUCCCGCGAGGUGGAAGACCCUCCACCCUCCUACCAAGAGGCCAUGGCCACAGAGAACGCCCUAGACAGACAGCCGGCUGAAAGGUGGCUGACGUUAUCCAUGUUCCCCAGGGAAAGUGAACUGAGCGCACUGGCGAGCGUCCCGGAACUCCCCGUGCCCGGGGUGUGUGUAGCCCUGGUUUCCAAAGGACUUCCCCCCAUCCAGCAGCUGGAAGCCCCCAAGUGA